CACCAUCACCAUCACCUACCCACCUCGCGUAGUGGUAAGAGACCACACAUGGCCGACGUGCCUCCAUCCCCUCCUCCGCAUCAUGGCCCUCCCAGCGUGGUCGGCCAGGAGGGAAUGCCUGCGCCUGCUCCCCGCCCCCGCGGUCCCAAGCUCAAAUUCACGCCCGAGGACGAUGGUCUGCUGGUAGAUCUCAAGGAGAAGAAGAACCUGACCUGGAAGCAAAUCGCGGACUUCUUCCCGGGUCGCAGUUCCGGCACGCUGCAGGUUCGCUAUUGCACGAAGCUAAAGGCGAAGACUACUGUCUGGACGGAUGACAUGGUCGUGAAGCUUCGCAACGCCAUGCAGGAGUACGAGAACGAUCGAUGGCGCAUCAUUUCCUCGAAGGUCGGCAGUGGCUUUACCCCGGUCGCGUGCAGAGACAAGGCGCAGGAGCUCGAG
This is a messenger RNA of Aaosphaeria arxii CBS 175.79, 438 nucleotides long. RefSeq lists its product as uncharacterized. The annotation marks the transcript as partial. The record is from RefSeq and is a predicted model, not a curated record. NCBI's taxonomy places the organism in Eukaryota, Fungi, Ascomycota, Dothideomycetes, Pleosporales. The transcript has 2 exons.